CGUGUUCCGACCCGCCAGGCUCCGCGCGGCUCGGAUCCGGCGGCGCUUCUUGGCCGGGAGUGGGUGGGGAAGAAGCCGGGGCUCAGGAGGAACCGCCAGAGCAGUCGGAGACGUUCCUUGGGAGAAAUUCCUCAAGGUGCCCGGCCUGAGACUAGAGGUAAUGGCAGUGUGAGUUCUAAAUGGUGUGAGACCACUUCAGAGCCAGAAAAUGGCUACAGCCUUAGAAGCAGAGGACCAGGAUCUUUGGGAUGAAGAGGGAAUUCUGAUGGUGAAAUUGGAAGAUGAUUUCACCUGUAGGCCAGAGUCCGUCUUACAGAGGGAUGACCCUGUGCUUGAGACCUCGCACCAGAACUUCCGACGAUUUCGCUACCAGGAAGCGGCAAGCCCUCGGGAAGCUCUCAUUCGACUUCGAGAACUUUGUCAUCAGUGGCUGAGACCAGAGAGGCGGACCAAGGAACAGAUCCUAGAUCUGCUUGUGCUGGAACAAUUCCUUACCGUCCUGCCUGGAGAGCUGCAGAGCUGGGUGCGCGGCCAGCGGCCAGAAAGUGGCGAGGAGGCGGUGACGCUGGUGGAGGGUUUGCAGAAACAACCCAGGAGACCAAGGCGGUGGGUGACUGUCCAUGUUCACGGCCAGGAAGUCCUGUCAGAGGAGACGGUGCAUGUAGGAGCAGAGCCCGAGUCACCAAGUGAGCUGCAGGAUCCUGUGCAGACCUCAAGCCCCGAGGAAUCCCAUGAGGAGACCACACAGAUCCCAGAUCUGGGGGCACCGGAAGAGCAGAGCCCAUGCCCUGAAGAGGAAUUGCAGCCCCACCAGGAGAGCGAGGUCCCGGUGCUCCAGGACCCAGACCUUCCCGAAGAGAGGACUACUGGAGACUCAGAGAUGGUUGCCCUGCUUACUGCGCUAUCACAGGGACUGGUAACUUUCAAGGACGUGGCUGUUUGCUUCUCCCAGGACCAGUGGAGUGACCUGGACCCAACACAGAGAGAAUUCUAUGGAGAAUAUGUCUUGGAAGAAGACUGUGGAAUUGUGGUCUCUCUGUCAUUUCCAAUCCCCCGACUAGAUGAGAUCUCCCAGGUUAGAGAGGAAGAGCCUUGGGUCCCAGAUAUCCAAGAGCCUCAAGAGCCUCAAGAGACAGAAAUCCUGAGUUUUACCUACACAGGAGAUAGGAGUGAAGAUGAGGAAGAGUAUCUUGAGCAAGAUCUGAGUUUGGAGGCUCUCCACAGGUCUAUUUUGGGAGAUCCAGAAGUUCCCCAGACUCCAGAUUGGGAAAUAGUCUUUGAUGAUAAUGCAGGUAGACUCAAUGAAAGAUUUGGAACACAGAUUUCUGAAGUUAAUAGUUUCAUGAAUCUUCGGGAAACCAUGCCUGUCCACCCGCUGUUAGGGAGACACCAUAACUGCCCUGUCUGUGGAAAAAGCUUCACUUGUAACUCCCACCUCGUUAGACACCUGAGAACUCACACGGGAGAGAAACCCUAUAAAUGCAUGGAAUGUGGGAAGAGCUACACACGGAGCUCCCAUCUUGCCAGGCACCAAAAAAUUCACAAGUUGGGCUCCUCUUAUAAAUUUCCCCUAAACCGGAAGAAUUUGAAGGAGACCUCCCCACUGAUCCAGGUGGCGAGAACUCCACCUGUUGAGAAGCCCUACAGAUGUGAUGACUGUGGCAAACACUUCCGCUGGACGUCAGACCUCGUAAGGCAUCAGAGGACACACACAGGAGAAAAGCCCUUCUUCUGUACGAUUUGUGGCAAAAGCUUCAGCCAGAAGUCUGUGCUAACAACACACCAAAGAAUCCAUCUUGGGGGCAAACCCUACUUGUGUGGAGAGUGUGGCAAGGACUUCAGUGACCACAGGCGAUAUCUGGCUCAUCGGAAGACACACGCCACCGAAGAGCUCUAUCUCUGCAGUGAGUGCGGCCGGUGCUUCACCCAAAGUGCGGCGUUCGCCAAGCACCUGAGAGGACAUGCAUCGGUACGGCCCUGCCGCUGCAACGAAUGUGGGAAAAGCUUCAGUCGGAGGGACCACCUCGUCAGGCAUCAGAGAACGCACACUGGUGAGAAGCCAUUCACGUGCCCAACCUGUGGAAAAAGCUUCAGCAGAGGAUAUCACUUAAUCCGGCAUCAGAGGACCCACUCAGCAAAGACCCCCUAGACAGAUCGCUUUCUGAGGAGAUCUGUGCUCAGCCCUUACCCCAGAACGGGCUGAUGUCAGCCUGGGCAGACCUCUUCUGACCAGCCCAGAUCUUACAUAACCUCUUCCAUGACUAAAUGAAACCCCUGGGCAGAACCUCUUCACUUUCUUCUAGACCUUGAAGACAUUCUUUGCCCAGAGAACAAAUUGAAUCGAGGCUUCUCCUUGAGUGGAGUGUUCCUGCCUCUACCUCGUGGUUUUAUGAAGUGGAGAUUUAGAAGACUUAAGAGGUUGUAGUUAUCAUAUUGUCCAAAAAAACAACAGGCUGUUACAUAACCUAAAGGCUACUUGAUAGUCUCAAGUUUAAAGUGGCCAACAACAACAACUUAGGCUUGAUAAGGGACCAGCCUUAAGGUUUCUUUCCUUACUGGGCUCAGAUGUUAAAGCACACAGCCCUGAACUCAAAGACGAGAUUUGGGUCCUGCUGACCUUGUCACACAGUCACAGGAAAACUGUACAAAUCCCUCACUGUCUGAUUCACUUCUUCACCAUGCACUUUCCUUUAUUGUUGGGAGAAUAUGGGAGAAGUAUUUGAUGGGCGAAAAUCUAAUGGCUGCUUCUUAUGGACCUUUUCAGGCUGCUCCCUUCCCCAUUGUCAAAACGAUUCCAGGUGCCAGACUGCCCUAGCAAAGGAGGGCCUAGUCAGUAGCCUCUUGUUUCCUUGUGGGUUUUAUUUUCCUGUUAGAAUACCCUUAUGUGUUUAACCUCCCUACUGUUGGUUUUGUUCCUGGCACUUCUCCUACAAGUGAGAUGUAGCAUUUGGGUGCUCAGGGAAUCAGUAAAGCAUAAUGAAAUCAUGAUGCAAUGGUGUACAUUCCCACAUGUGCACAAACCCACCCACCCAGCUUCCCACUCUUCACAUGGGCUCAUGAGGGGAUUUUGGAACUGUGUCAGCUUCUAAAGGCCCUAUCAUAUUUAUAGGAUCAUGAUUGACUGGGUCACCUCCUUACAUGAAGAAAACUAGAGAAGAUCUGAGGUCAAACUAUGAAAAAUUUAAGAGAAAGCUGUUGCUGCUGGCCAGGGUCAUCAAGACUAUUCUAGCACCCAACCCGUCAUCCCUGGUUCAGUUCUAUGACAGCAGGGAAAAUUCGGAACCCCAGCACCUGGGACCCCAGGAGUUUGCCAGAAGUAUUUGGCUUUCAUCUAUUUGUGUUGUUUGCUUUUUCUUAUGUGAUUUCAUUUUCAUGUAAUUAAGAACUAAGUAGUAUCUCAUGAUGACCCAAGGAUCUCUUACCUGAUAAAGGUUACCAUGGGGAUGAGGCUGAAUAAUUUAUCAUGAAUAUUACCUGCUCUGAUUGUGGGAAUGGCAAGGACCAGGAAGACCAUCCUCCAUAAACGGAGCACAGGGUGUGGGAUUAAAGCAUGAGAAGGGAGACUUUUCUGUGCCUGGUUUCUUCUGCUCUUUUACACAACCCAUUAUGUGCCCAUUUACACCCAGAGGAAGAUGGGUGGGUUAACAAGACCCCAACCCUAACAGCUCAAUAAGGAAAUUCUCAUUUUGGUCAGUAAUGAUUUUCUGAUGGACUGGCUUGGUUUUAAUACCAGUCAACCAUUGUCCUUCUGGAAAUACAAACAUGAAAUAAAUAAUUAUUAACACUGGCAGCCAAGUAGCCCUGGUUUCUGGGACUUUCCAUUUUACCCCCUCACUUUCCAGGGCCUCAGGACCCUGAUGCUUCUGAAGAUGAUUCAUACAAAGAGAUCAGGGCACACACAGCAGUUCUGCAUUGGGACAGAGAAGUCCUAGGAUGGCUAGCAGAGCCACAUGUGGAAUACAUGCAUCCUGAUGUAAGAUCGGAGCCUGGAGUUUACAAAAGAGACUUUUUCUCAACCAUAUAUCUAGGGUCUAAGCACAAUGUGUCCUGGGUGAAAUGUCAUGGCUUCAAAAG
Choloepus didactylus (southern two-toed sloth) is the source of this 4074-nucleotide messenger RNA. It is a transcript of the gene ZNF202, whose product is annotated as zinc finger protein 202. The coding region runs from base 209 to 2149 and encodes 646 amino acids. The transcript is spliced from 7 exons. Gene Ontology annotation, molecular function: RNA polymerase II cis-regulatory region sequence-specific DNA binding; DNA-binding transcription factor activity. Gene Ontology annotation, biological process: regulation of transcription by RNA polymerase II. The record is from RefSeq and is a predicted model, not a curated record. Lineage: Eukaryota; Metazoa; Chordata; Mammalia; Pilosa; Megalonychidae.